AAGAUAUUUAAAUAUGAAAGGUGAUCACAUAUUUAAUGUAAUAUGUAUAUAGCAAGAAAAUUAUUUUCACCUUGUUACUAACUCUUUACUUCAAUAAGCUAUCAUUCCGUUUCUUGCUGUUUAGCGUAUAUUCCACUAUCACAAAAGCUGUCCCUAUGAAUCCUACUGAAUGAAAUAGCAUUUCUGUCAUCCUAUAGAUGCUGCUUAAAGGCCAUAACAUUAAUUUUGUGUGUUAAUUUUGUGGUUGAUCUCUGUUACAUAUAUCUCAAACAAAUCACUUCAACAGCACUUUUCAAAAUGAUACUCCCAUUUGUUUUUUCUCUUUACAGUCAUCUAGACCCUGCUGAAAGAUUCUAAGAAUGGACAGAAAUAAUAAUGUUAGCAUUGUUCCCAGUAUCACUCAGUUGGAAAAUUUCCUCACUGAACAUAACUCAAAUGUUGUUUGGCUCCUUGUUGCUACAAUUUUGUCCUGUGCCUGGAUUAUUUACCUAACUUAUUACAAUUCCCGAAACAUUGGUUUCAUUUUAACAUUGAUCCUUAACAGAUUACAUAAAAAUGGCUAUAUCCAUAUUGGAUCCUUCUCAUUCUCUGUUCUGUCUGGAAAAAUCAUGGUUCGUGAAAUCUAUUAUAUUACAGAAGAUUACUCCAUUAGAAUCCAAGAUGGAUUUAUUAUAUUUCGUUGGUGGAAGAUGUACAAUCCAAAGCAGAAGCAACAUGAUCCUAAAGCAGAAACAAGAUUAUAUAUCAUGGUGAAUGAUUUUGAAUUUCAUGUCUACAACCGCUCUUAUCUUUAUGCACAACUUCAGGAAUUAUUUGGUUUAGAGCCAACCAUAAUUCCUCCAAAAACAAAGGAUGAAAAACCACGAGAAAAUGGGCAAGAGCAAUCACAUACAAAUCUUGACAGUGUCAAAGCAAAAAGUGAUUCUUCUGACCCCUCAUCUUCAUGGAGAUCUCUUAUUCCCAUAAUUAAAGUCAAUGUUAGCACAGGCCGCUUAGCCUUUGGAAAUCAUUAUCUGCCUCAGACUAUAUGCAUUAACUUUGAUGAUGCUUCCUUAACUUAUACCACAAAGCCACCUUCAAGCCAUCUGGAUCAGUUUAUGCACAUUGUAAAAGGAAAACUGGAAAAUGUGAGAGUUAUGCUUGUUCCAAGUCCAAGAUAUGUUGGUCUUCAAAAUGAUGAGCCUCCAAGAUUAAUGGGCGAAGGUUUUGUUGUGAUGCAGUCAAAUGAUGUUGACAUCUAUUACUAUAUGGAUGAACCAGGUGUUGUACCAGAAGAAACUGAUGAAAGCAAUGAGGGAGAGACAAGUAAUGAAGAUAGCAAAUUGCAAGAUUUACCACCAUGCUGGGGAUUAGAUAUUGUUUGUGGCAAAGGAACAGACUUUAAUUAUGGACCAUGGGCUGACCGGAAAAGGGAUUGUUUGUGGAAAUUUUUUUUCCCACCUGAUUAUCAAGUAAUGAAAGUUACAGAAGUUCCAAUUCCUGGGAAGCUAAGACAGAUCCUUGCUUUUGAGCUACGUAUGAAUAUUAUUGCCGAUGCUACUAUUGACUUGCUCUUUACAAAAAAUAGGGAAACGAAUGCAGUGCAUGUAAAUGUUGGAGCAGGUUCUUACUUGGAAGUUAAUAUUCCCAUGACUGUCACUGAAAAUGGCUACUGUCCCACUAUUAAAGGACAACUUUUACAUAUAGAUGCUACCAGUAGUAUGCAGUUCCGGACUCUCUUAGAAGCAGAAAUGUUAGCUUUUCACAUUAACGCCUUUUAUCCCCGAACAUGGAACAUGCCACAGCUUUGGCAGACUGAAGUUGAAGUAUAUAAAGCUACUUACCACUUCAUAUAUGCUCAAAAAAACUUCUUUACAGACUUGAUUGAAGAUUGGUGUGGUGACAGUUCUCCUGAUAUCUACUCAUUUGUUCCCUUUACAUGGAAUUUUAAAGUGAUGUUUCAUCAGUUUGAAAUGAUUUGGUCUGCAAAUCAGCACAAUUGGAUUGAUUGUUCUACAAAGCAGCAGGAAAAUGUCUAUGUGGCUGCCUGUGGAGAAACAUUAAACAUAGUUUUCUCUUUGCCUUUUCUUGACUUUGUUCCAGUUACAUGCAGUACUAGAUUCUCUUUAAGGGGAGAUGGUCUUGAUGUUCACUUACUUCUUCCUGAUUGCCAUCCUAGUAAAUACUCCCUGUUUAUGUUGGUGAAAGAUUGUCAUCCUAAUAAAUUAAAUCCUGAGUCUUGUGCUCCUGCUGAUAGUCAGAGUGGUCAGAAACUAAGCAAGUCUAAAUGGAGGAAUAUGACUCAAGAAGAGGCUGGCUGGGUUGAAUGCUGGACAAUACCAAGUAUUAUGCUUACAAUUGAUUAUGUGUGGCAUCCAAUUUAUCCCCAGAAGGUUAAGGAACAUUUGAUCCAAUCAUUGUCAGAAAUGGAAGAAACUAUAUUAUCUGCCCAGCGACCAUCACAGAAAAUGGCAGACAGAGGAACAUCUCCUUCAUCCUCUUCCCAUCUUCCGAUUGACCCCUCUGAACUUCCGCCUGACAAGCUUCGUGUAGAACUAGAAGUUUCCCCAGAUUCCCAGAUAACUUUAUAUGGACCACUUUUAAAAGCAUUCCUGUCUAUAAAGGAAAAUUAUUUUGGUGAAGAUGAUAUGUAUACUGAUUUUGAAGAAGUCAUUUCAAGCCCUGUACUUUCUAUGUCAACAUCUUCAAGUUCUGGAUGGACAGCAAUUGGAGUGGAUGCUGACAAAAAAGAGCGUGAUACAUCAGUGAAACAAGUUAAUCCUCUAACUUUACGCCCUUGGGAUAUUACAGUGCUUGUUAAUGUAUACAAAGUUCAUGGACACUUGCCAGUACAUUGCAGCAGUGAUGUCCCAGAAUGUCCUACUGCUUUUCUGGAAAGAUUAUGUUUUGAGAUGAAAAAGGGAUAUAAGGAAACUAUGCUGCAACUUGUAUUAUCACCAUUGAAUAUAUUCUUGAAUGACAGUUAUCAGAGACCUACUGUGGAUGAAGUACUUCGAGAGGGUCAUGUAAGCCUUUCAGGUCUGCAGCUACGUGCCCAUGCUAUGUUCUCAGCAGAAGGUUUGCCUGUGGAUAGUGAUACUUUAGAAUAUGCCUGGUUAAUUGAUAUUCAGACUGGGAGCCUGACAGCCAAAGUUACGGUUCCACAGACUGUGGUUUUUAUGGCCAGAUGAUAAUAUAAAGAAUAAAAGAAGCAAGAACAAAUGUGGUUGUCUUGGUGGCUGUCGGUUUUUUGGUGGCCCUGGAUCAGGAUUAGACUUCUUCAAGUUUGAAGAAUUGACACCAUCAAGUAGCUCUGCUUUUUCAAAUGCAAGUGCAGAAUCAGAUAUGUUUUAUGGGCAGUCUUUACUGCAACCUGGAGAAUGGAUUAUUACUAAAGAACUUCCAAAAAUUCCAGAUGGUAAGGCAAAUGGUGUAAAGACAAAAGAAUGGGAAUGCCGAAUUGUAGGUACAGAAUCUGGAAGAAAAUCCCAGCAAUUAAAUUUACAAGUACCUCUGCGAUCUCAUAGUUCUUCAUCGUCUUCAGAAGAGAAUAGUAGUUCUAGUGCUGCACUUCCCUUGCUUGCAGGUGAUAGGGAAAGCCCUUCUUCUGCCAUGGAAGACCACUUAGGACAAAAGGGGCUCUUGACAGGUUCAAAAAAAGAAGAGGCCCAUGGAAGUAAUAUAGCAGAAGGAUCAGCAAAUAGCCCAGUAUCUCCUAAUCUACAAGAAAAGCCCGUUGGACAAUCUCCUCUUAGAUCUCCUUUGAAACGGCAAGAAUCAGUAUGUUCUGGUCGACUUGGAAGCACCAAAAGUCUUACUGCAGCUUUCUAUGGUGAUAAGCAGCCUGUUCCAGUCGGAGUACAGUUCAGCAGUGAUGUUUCCCGUAGUGAUGAAAAUGUCUUAGAUUCUCCAAAGCAAAGAAGAAGUUUUGGUUCUUUUCCUUAUACACCUUCUGCAGACUCAAAUUCAUUUCAUCAGUAUCGUUCUAUGGACUCCAGCAUGUCAAUGGCUGAUAGUGAAGCCUACUUCUCGGCUGCUGAGGACUUUGAACCCAUCAGUAGUGAUGAAGGCCCUGGAACCUAUCCCGGAAGGAAAAAGAAGAGAAAACAAGCCAAACAAAUUGAUUAUGGGAGGGGAUCAAUGUAUCACAGUGUAGAAGGACCACUUACUGCUACCUUUCAAGGAGAAACUAGUCAAGAUACAAAAACUCUGCCAAUAAAAAUGCAUCCCUCUCAAGCUUCAUUUGUCUCUGCUUUGGGAGGAGAGGAUGAUCUGGUUGAACAUAUAUAUAUCAUAGAAACUGAGAAGGCUCCUGAGAAUGAACAAAUCACUUCCCAGCAGCCUUUAAUGAACUGCUACCAAAGCUACCUCACUCAGUACCAAGUGAUUAACUGGUCAAUAAAACAUCCAACAAAUAAAAGGACCUCCAAAUCAUCUUUACAUAGACCAUUAGAUCUUGACACUCCAACUAGUGAAGAAAGUUCCUCAUAUUUUGAGCAGCUUUCUGUUCCAAUUUUUAAGCACUCCAUAUACUCCUUUGGAAAAGAAAAUCCUUGAUAACACAGAUGAUGAAACAAUAACAGAGGAAUGGACUCUUGAUCAUCCAGUUUGUCAGACCAGAACAACAGCUAUCGUUGAAGUAAAAGGAACUGUGGAUAUAGUUCUUAGUCCUCUUGUAGCAGAGGUUUUAGACAGGUAUAUAGAAGCAAUGGUGCACUGUGCAAGCACACGUCAUGCAGCAGCCAUUGUGGAUGAUUUGCAUUGUAAGGUUCUCAGAGAAGCUGUCCAGAAUAAAAAAACAACAUUUUCAGAAAAUCUGUCUUCUAAACAGGAUGUGAGAGGAACAAAAAUUGAAACCCCGGCUACUGGAACAACUCAAGUAAAGACGCAAGCGAAUGUUUCUCUUAAACAAGACAAUGUGACUAUUAAAGGCCUACAAGCCAAUGUUACAGUACCUAAGGUAAAUUUAUGCUUACUUCAAGCAUCAAUUGAAGAAUCAUCGGGGACAGCCACAGCCAAAAAUGUAACUCAUGUUUCUUUAGUGGCUUUGUGCUUUGACAGGAUUGCCACACAAGUCCGUAUGAACAGAGGUGUGGUUGAAGAGAAUACAAAUAGUACAGAAACUAGGAGAGGUUCUGUAACUUUUGAGAAGUAUGUCCAUUCCAAUAAAAUGCAGCCCCAAUCCUCUGGCUCUCUACGAUCAAAUGCUGGAGCAGAAAAAGGAAAAGAAAUUGCAGCUAAACUUAAUAUUCAUCGUAUUCAUGGGCAACUCAGAGGCUUAGAUACUUCAGAUAUGGGAAUCUGUGCAAUAACAGCCAUUCCAUUUGAAAAAUCAAAAGUUCUUUUCACUUUGGAAGAGUUGGAUGAUUUUUCUUUUGUAGAUGAAACUGAUCAUCAGGUAGUUCAAGAUGUAACACGAAUUGGGCCUAGCCAAGAAAAAUGGGGCUGGAUAAUGUUUGAAUGUGGAAUUGAAAAUCUGACAAUAAAAGGUGGUAGGCAAUGUGGUGCUGUAUUAUAUAACGCAUUUGGGAAUAUAGGUAAAUCUGGAGGUACCGACAGAGGUGGAUUUCUUGCAUCCAAUAAUUCUUCAGAUUCUCCCACUGGCAGUGGUUACAAUACUGAUGUGUCUGAAGAAAUUCUCCACCGUGAUUGCGUUAGUGCUGGUUCUGAUACUCGUUCAAAUUCAGUUUCAGAUGAGCAAGAUGAAGGGGUUGAAUCUGAUGAACUAAAAAAGGAUAAUCCUUUAAGGCCACCCCCACCUGAUUCUUGCAGCAUGAAACUGACAAUCAAAGAAAUCUGGUUCAGUUUUGCAGCUCCAACAAAUAUUCGUUCACAUGCCCAUAUAUUUUCAAGGCAACUGAAUCUUCUGAGUACUGCAACUCCAGCCAUUGGGGCUUGGCUUGUUCCAAUUGAUCAAGUAAAGUCUUCUUUAAACAAAUUAGAAACAGAGGGAACCUUGCGUGUUUGUGCUGUCAUGGGAUGUAUAAUGACAGAAGCCUUAGAAAAUAAAAGUGUACACUUUCCUUUGAGAAGCAAGUACAACAAGCUCACAAGAUUAUCUCGUUAUCUACAAGAAAACCCUUCCUGUCUGCUGUGCAAUAUACUUCACCAUUAUCUUCAUCAAGCAACUUUUUCCAUUAUUGAAGAAGCAACCAUGAGUGAUGGCCUUCCUGCUCUGGUGACAUUAAAAAAAGGUCUCAUUGCAUUAGCAAGGCAGUGGAUGAAGUUCAUUGUGGUGACCCCAGCCUUCAAAGGUGUAGGUUUACACAGACCAGCUCAGCCAAUAAAACUCCAGUCAACUGUACAACAGGAACAAGAAGAUGGUUUAGGUUUGGACAAUGUGGGAGGACUUCAAAGUGACACAAGCGCCGAUGGAGCAGAAUUUGAGUUUGAUGCAGCUACUGUCAGUGAACAUACGAUGCUUCUGGAAGGAAGUAGUACACGCCCCCCACCUGCUGCUGGGCCUGUAACUGGUGCUGAGAUUAUGAGGAAAUUAUCAAAGACUCAUACUCAUAGUGAUUCUGGCCUUAAAAUAAAGGGUAUUCAUCCAUAUCAUUCUCUGAGCUAUACCAGUGGAGAUACAGCUACAGACUCACCAAUGCAUGUUGGUCGUUCUGGGCUACUUGUUAAAGAAAGUCCAAGAAAAGAGAGUUUACUUAGCUAUUUGACUGGAAGUUUUCCUAGUCUACAUAAUCUUUUGGAGGGGACUCCUCAAAAAAAUACCACCGCCCCCAAAAGUAGCUCUUUAACAAGAACAGCAAACACCAUGCAAUCCGAAAUUCUAUCAGAACAUCCAUUAUUAUCAGAACCAUCUGUGAGUUUUUAUAACUGGAUGUCAAAUGCAGUUGGCAAUAGAGGAAAUACGGCUCAAGAAUCUCCUGUCACCAAAACUGGUCACAACAGUCUUCCAGCAGGUGUAGCUCCAAAUCUUCCAACUAUACCAUCAGCAUCUGACUUCAAUACAGUAAUGUCUAGUGACCAAAACACAUUGGAUGGAACACAUUCACAGCACAGUACUAGCCAAGAUGAUAUUGUUGGUAUUGAGGAGGCAAACCAGGGAUUCCCUGCUGUUCAACUUGCUGAUGCACAGGUUGUUUUCAAACCCCUUCUGAGCCACACAGGAAUUCAGUCUCAGGAUGUAGUACCAUUGUGCUAUAGGAUGUACUUUGGUGAACAUCUUUCAUUCUCAGGAACUCUGGAUUGCCUUAGGGCAGACAUUGUUGAUUCAGAUACAGCAAAGGAGAGAAGAAGCAAAAGAGCACAAAGGCAAGGAUUAGUAAAUCUUCCUCCACUUGAAUUCAAACCAGCAUUAAUGUUGGAAACUUUUAGUAUUAGUGCUGUUAUAAUGGAGAAGUCGGUGAAUACACCUCAAAAUUCUACCAAUGCUCUUUCUUUUCAUGACUUUAACAAACGUCAUUAUAGCACAUUUCAUUGCAAUUUUACAAUCUCUUGUCAAUCUAUAAGCCAGCAUGUUGAUAUGGCACUUGUUCGACUUAUUCACCAAUUCAGCACCAUGAUAGAUGAUAUUAAAGCUACACAAACAGACAUCAAACUUAGUAGAUAUACAGCUGGCUCAGCUUCUCCAACACCAACCUUUAAAACUCGGAAACACAGAGACUUCCGUUCUUCCGAUUUCAGCCGCAGUUCUCGGGGCAGUCUUAAUGGUGUCAACAGAGUGAACAAUGCAAAAAAUAAACGAUCAAACAGUGAGAACAAUAAAAAAGAAUCUCGGAAUAAAAAUUCACUGGGAAGGGCAGAAAGAAGGACUUCUAAAGUAUCCAGAAAAGGUUCCAGGGAUGUUGUUGACCAUGUCACCAUUCAUAUGGAUGACUCUGAUUCAAUUACAGUGUCGGAACAGAGUGAGCCUUCUGCAGAGUGCUGGCAAAAUAUGUAUAAAUUGUUGAACUUUUAUUCUCUUAUCUCCGAUCCAACAGGGAUUUUAGAAAAAUCUUCUGAAACAUUUUAUCCAGCAGGAAUUCGGAGCCCUACAGAACCUGCAUGCAAAGUUGCAUUUGAAAAUGAACAAGAUAGCAACAGCUUGACCAGGCCUCAGAGAAAACGCAGUUUGGUCACAACUGAACCUCAGCAUGUGACCUUAAUAAUCUUUGGAAUUGGCAUGGUAAAUCGCACACAUCUUGAAGCAGAUAUUGGUGGGCUAACAAUGGAAUCGGAACUGAAGAGAAUCCAUGGUAGCUUCACACUCAAAGAAAAAAUGAAAGAUGUACUUCACCAAAAGAUGACGGAGACAAGUGCUACUGCUCAUAUAGGUGGUGUUAAUAUUGUUCUCCUGGAAGGGAUCACACCAAAUAUCCAGCUGGAGGAUUUUCCUACAUCACCAACAAGCACAGCCAAACAGGAAUUUCUAACUGUGGUGAAAUGUAGUAUUGCCAAAUCGCAAGCUCUUUAUAGUGCCCAAAGAGGAGUGAAAACAAACAAUGCUGCCAUCUUCAAAGUAGGUGCUAUCAGCAUCAACAUUCCUCAGCAUCCAGCUACUCUUCACGGCAUGAUGGUUCGCAGUUCCCAUCAGCUUUCAAAACAAAUAUCAGAUCUCAUCAGACAACCAUCUUCAGUUUCACAACCUCUCAAAGAAGAUAUUGCAACCCCACUACCUGCAGAAAAAACACCUACAAGUGUAAACCAGACACCAGUGGAAACAAAUGAAUUUCCGCAAUUGCCAGAAGGUUUGGAAAAGAAGCCGAUAGUUCUUAAAUUCAGUGCCAUGAUUGAUGGAAUUGCUAUUGGGGCAGCACUUUUGCCUUCGUUGAAAGCGGAGUACAAAAUGGGAAGAAUGCGAAGUCACGGAAUGACAGGUGCACAAACAAGAUUCACAUUUGAACUUCCAAAUCACAAGUUACGAUUCACUUCCAAAGUGUCUGCCACUGAUAUGUCUACCAUACCUCCUUCAGCUAGUCUCAACCUCCCUCCUGUGACAAUGUCAGGCAAAUAUGUUAUGGAGGAACAUGAUACUUACUCAGAUCAAAUAUGGAGUAUAGAUGAACUGCCAGCUAAGCAGGGUUAUUAUCUCCAGGGAAACUAUUUGCGUUGUGUGGCUGAGGUUGGGUCCUUUGAGCAUAACCUUUCAACAGAUCUUUUGAACCAUUUGGUUUUUGUGCAGAAAGUAUUUAUGAAAGAAGUCAAUGAAGUAAUACAGAAAGUCUCAGGAGGGGAACAACCUAUUCCUCUAUGGAAUGAACAUGAUGGAACAAAUGAUGGAGAAAAACCAAAAAUUCUCCUUUACUCUUUGAGUCUUCAAUUUAAGGGAAUCCAGGUAACAGCUACAACACCAUCAAUGUGGGCUGUACGCUUUGAAACAGGACUGAUAGAACUGGAGCUUUCAAAUAGAAUACAAGCGAAAGCUAUGCCAGGUGGCACCAGUUAUUUGAAGCUUUUUGCUAAAUGCCAAGUGGAUUUAAAUUUGGCUUUAGGACAGAUUGUUAAACAUCAGGUAUAUGAAGAAGCUGGCUCCGACUUCCAUCAAGUUGCUUACUUUAAAACUAGAAUUGGAUUAAGAAAUGCCCUUAGAGAAGAAAUCAGUGGUUCGUCAGAUCGAGAAGCUGUACUUAUCACACUGAACAGGCCAAUAGUUUUUGCUCAGCCUGUGGCCUUUGACAGAGGCAACCCAUACGACUGACCUGGACACUGGCUCUGCAUUAGUCUUGACCAUUGAAAGCACUUUAAUUACUGCCUGCUCCUCAGAAUCUCUGGUCAGCAAAGGCCAUUUUAAAAACUUCUGCAUCCGCUUUGCUGAUGGCUUUGAAACUAGCUGGGAUGAUUGGAAGCCAGAAAUACGAGGAGAUCUCGUGAUGAAUGCAUAGAGUAACAGUGCUGGAACAUGGACUCUUAAUGUGCUGUGGAAGAUGUGUGGCAUUGAUGUACACAUGGAUCCUAACAUUGGGAAAAGAUUAAAUGCUUUAGGAAAUACUCUCACAACUUUGACAGGGGAAGAAGAUUUAGAUGACAUUGCUGAUUUAAACUCCAUUAAUAUAGCUGACCUAUCUGAUGAGGAUGAAAUUGAUACAAUGUCUCCCACUGUUAGCAUGAGAUCAGAUGGUGGUUCUUUAUAUGGAGACAUAUGCAAACUCACUUUGGGGCAGCGGAUUGUAAAUCACCUCUUGGGUUUGAGCCCCAAAAGUCAACGUUACUCUGUUCCUGUAGAAUAUCUGGUGGGAUCAACAGCAAGUUAUACAUCUUAUGCAAACGGUUCACAUUUACAAGUGGGCAGGUCUUGCUCAUGGGGACAUGAGAAUGCUGACUAUCGGAAGCAGGGAUCAUCUAACACUCAGCCUGGAGAGCAAAGAGGAAGAAAGUAUGUGAAGCGCUUAGUUGAUAUCAGGGAGUUGAAUGAACAGGCUAAAGUAAUUGAUGACUUAAAGAAACUGGGUGCAAGUGAAGGAACAAUAAAUCAAGAAAUUCAACGAUACCAACAAUUAGAAUCAGUAGCUGUCAAUGACAUUCGCCGAGAUGUGCGUAAAAAGCUACGCAGAUCAAGUAUGAGGGCAGCAUCUCUGAAAGAUAAAUGGGGCUUAGGAUAUAAACCCAGCUAUAGUCGAUCUAAAGGUAUUUCAACUUCAGGAAGACCACCUCUGAAGAGAAUGGACAGAACAAGGCUUGGGGAAAGUGAAGAAAUUCCAGAAAUUUGUGUUGAAGGGCCAUCUGCUGGGUCCAGAGUAAUUUUCAAUCUACAAGAUAUGUUGAAUGGAACAGGUUUGGGGAUUGCACAACAAUCCAGCUAUCCAGGGGAAGGGUAUUUUCAGUUUCCAGAGGAGACAGAAUUGGAUCUUUUGUCAGUAACUAUUGAUGGUCUAUCCCAUAACUCAUACACUAGUGAAGGAUCAGGCUCAGUAUUCAAUUCACCCCAAACUCCAGCUGUCUUCUCACCAAGCAUUCCUUUCCAGCCUGAAGAAGGAAGACGAGAUGACAGCUUGUCUUCAUCAAGUGAAGAUUCAGAAAAAGAGGAAGAUCAUGAGAGAGAGAGACCAUAUGUUUAUCGGAAAGCACUGUCUGCUGCUCGUAAGAAAGCUACAGGUUUUGCUGCUGUUCACCAACUGUUUACUGAACGUUGGCCAACAUCUCCAGCCAACAGAAGUGUAACUGGAACAACUACUGAGAGGAAUAUUGAUUUUGAACUUGAUGUGAGAGUUGAAAUUGACUGUGGAAAGUGUGUACUUCAUCCAACAACACUCCAGCAAGAACAUGAUGACAUAAGCAUAAGGAGGACCUAUGAUCGCAGUUCCCGAAGUUUAGAUCAAGACUCUCCCUCUAAAAAAAGGAAAUUUCAAACUAACUAUGCAUCAACUACCCACUUACUUGCUGGAAAGAAAGUACCAGCAUCUCUUCAAACAAAGUCUACUGAUGUGGAAACAACAAUAUUUUACAUUCCUGGUGUAGAUGUUAAGCUACAUUACAAUUCUAAGAUGUUAAAAACUGAGUCGCCAAAUACAUCUCGAGGCUCAUCACUUCAAAGAACCUUUUCCAAAGAAUCAAAGUUGUAUAGUAUGAAAGAAGUUAUUCCUCCUACCCGUAUCAAAGCUAAAACCUUACUAACUCCUCAACCUCCACCUAUUCCAUCAGCCAAAGCUAAAGGAAGUGGUGGUGUAAAAACAGCAAAAUUGUAUGCUUGGGUUGCACUUCAGUCUUUGCCUGAGGAAAUGGUGAUUAGCCCUUGCCUGUUGGACUUUCUAGAAAAGGCCCUUGAAACAAUACCUAUAACUCCAAUAGAAAGGAAUUAUACAGCCAUCAGUUCACAAGAUGAAGAUAUUGGGCAAUUUGAUAUGCAAGACCCUUUAGAAGAAUCCACAGCUUCCUUAGUAUCUUCAUCAACAUCAGCAUAUUCUUCUUUCCCUGUUGAUGUAGUGGUAUAUGUAAGAGUUCAGCCUUCACAAAUCAAGUUCAGCUGCUUACCUGUGUCACGGGUAGAAUGCAUGUUGAAACUUCCUUCCCUGGAUCUUGUAUUUUCUUCUAAUCGAGUAGAAUUAGAAACUUUAGGUUCAACUUGCCCUACAGAAAAUUCUUUACAAAGUGGAUCAAAGAUGCCAGUUAAAACUAUCUCACCAGGUUCUUCUCUUGGAUUAGGUAGCCCUUUUGGCAGAACACGGCAUAGUAGCAGCCAAUCAGAUUUGACAGGUUCUAGCAGCAGCUCUUCAGGUUUGAGUUUCACAGCCUGCAUGUCUGAUUUCUCCCUUUAUGUAUUUCAUCCGUAUGGAGCAGGAAAGCAAAAAACCACUGUGGCUGGCUUAUCUUCUGGAACAGGGACUAUAGAUGAAGAACCUUCAUCAGUUACUGGUCGCAAGGAUUCAUUGAGCAUCAACCUUGAGUUUGUAAAAGUUAGCCUAUCAAGAAUAAGGCGUUCAGGAGGUGCUACCUUUUUUGAAAGUCUCUCUGCAAGCAAAUCUGCCAACAAGAUGGAGACUACAUUAAUAAACAUAUCUGCUGUUUGUGAUAUAGGAUCUGCUUCUUUUAAAUAUGACAUGAGGAGACUGAGUGAGAUUCUAGCAUUUCCAAGAGCAUGGUACAGAAGGAGUAUUGCAAGACGUCUCUUUCUAGGUGAUCAAACAAUAAAUAUGCCAGUAACAUCAGGUCCUGGAACCCCAGAUUCUGUUGAAGGGCUGAACCAGCACAUGUCACCUGACUCAUCAAGAAAAGCAUAUUGUAGGACCUGGGAGCAACCAAGUCAGUCUGCUUCAUUUUCCCAUAUGGCUCAGUCACCAAAUGUUUUCAAUGAGCACAGUGCUAAUAGCAAUAUGGCCUGUGGAUCAGGGUCUCAUAACCUAAAAUCCCCUGCUGUUUCAAGAUCCAGAAGUGUAUCAGAUUCUUCAGUCCCUCAGAAAGAUCUUCUGUCAAAAACAUCAACUCCAUUUAAUAAAUCAAAUAAGGCAGGAAGUCAGCAAGUGACACCAUGGGAGACACUGGUUGUAUUUGCUAUAAAUUUGAAACAAUUAAAUGUACAAAUGAAUAUGAGCAACGUGAUGGGAAACACCACGUGGACUACUAGUGGUCUGAAAAGUCAGGGUCGUUUAUCUGUGGGCAGUAACAGGGACCGCGAAAUUAGUAUGUCAGUAGGAUUGGGAAGAUCACAUUUGGAUUCUAGAGGUGGAGUAGUUGGUGGUACCAUAGAUGUUAAUGCCUUGGAGAUGGUGGCUCAUAUUUCAGAACAUCCUAACCAGCAGCCAAGUCACAAAAUUCAGAUUACCAUGGGCUCUACUGAAGCUCGUGUGGAUUACAUGGGAUCUAGUAUUCUAAUGGGCAUUUUCAGUAACGCAGACCUUAAACUACAGGAUGAGUGGAAAGUUAAUCUCUAUAAUACUUUGGAUUCCAGCAUAACUGAUAAGAGUGAGAUAUUUGUCCAUGGUGAUUUAAAAUGGGAUAUUUUUCAAGUCAUGAUUUCCAGAUCAACUACACCAGAUCUCAUCAAAAUAGGAAUGAAGCUUCAAGAAUUCUUUACUCAGCAGUUUGAUACAAGCAAGCGAGCUCUGUCCACAUGGGGGCCUGUUCCAUACUUUCCUUCCAAAACUGUUGCUAAUAAUAUAGAAAAAAGUUCACAGCAGUUACUAGAUGCAGCACAUCAUCGCCACUGGCCAGGAGUUUUAAAGGCGAUGUCGGGGUGCCACAUAUCCUUAUUUCAGUUUCCCUUACCAGAAGAUGGAAAGUUUGGAGGCUCUAUGAGUUUGCAUGGAAAUCACAUGACUUUGGCAUGUUUCCAUGGACCUAAUUUUCGUUCAAAAUCGUGGGCUCUGUUUCAUCUUGAAGAACCUAAUAUUGCAUUUUGGACUGAAGCACAAAAAAUAUGGCAAGAAGGAUCCACUGAACAUUCUACAUACGUUGUGCAAACAUUAGACUUCCAUUUGGGUCACAAUACUAUGGUUACAAAACCAUGUGGUGCCCUACAAAGUCCCAUGGCAACAAUUACUAAAAUAACAAGGAGACGUCAUGAAAACCCACCACAUGGAGUUGCAAGUGUAAAGGAAUGGUUCAAUUAUGUUACAGCUACACGAAAUGAAGAGUUAAACCUUCUCAGAAAUGUUGAUGCAAACAACCCAGAGCAUACUACAACGGUGAAAAGCUCCAGCUUGUUAAGUGGCUUCAGAGGUGGCUCCAGUUAUAAUCAUGAGACUGAAACAAUAUUUGCGUUACCAAGGAUGCAGCUGGAUUUCAAAUCCAUUCAUGUUCAACAACCUCAGGAACCUUUAAUACAGGAUGCCAGUGCCAAGCCAAAGGUAGAAUGCAGUGUAGUAACAGAAUUCACAGAUCACAUAUGUGUAACUAUGGAUGCAGAAUUAAUAAUGUUCCUGCAUGACUUAGUUUCUGCUUAUCUUAAAGAAAAGGAAAAAGCAGUCUUUCCACCUCGUGCUCUGUUUAGUCGGCCAGGACAAAAAAGCCCCAUCAGUGUACUUGAUGAGAGCACUACUGAAAAAGAAUUGGAACAAAAUGUUACUUAUACAACUGUGGAUUGGAGAGAAUUUAUCUGUAAUACUUGGCAUUUGGAGCCCACAUUGAGGUUAAUCUCUUGGACUGGAAGAAAGAUUGAUCCUGUUGGUGUGGAUUAUAUUCUUCAGAAGCUUGGUUUCCAUCAUGCAAGAACCACUAUUCCUAAGUGGCUUCAACGUGGAGUCAUGGAUCCCUUGGAUAAAGUUUUGUCAGUUCUCAUAAAAAAACUUGGCACUGCAUUACAGGAUGAAAAAGAAAAGAAAGGAAAAGACAAGGAAGAUCACUAAAAAUCCUAGUAUUAGGAUGGCAAACAGAGACUUUUUAAAAUCAUUUGUUUUAUGGUAUGGUUACUGUAUAAUUUUAAAACAAUUUACACUGAAAGAACCUAACAGCUUUUUUGCUGCUAUAUUUAAAACUUCAUCAAUAUGAUGAAUAACUUAUUUUGAAAGAUGAUGCCAUUUUGUGUUCAGUCUAGCACUGCAUGACUAAUGUUGUGAAGAAAACUAUGAAAGAACUGUUUGAUAUUUACAACUAUAUUGUGUGCAAUAUUCUGCAUCAGUUGUAUGUUUGUUAUACUUGAAAUAAAAAUUAAUAUGUCAAUAUAA
Thamnophis sirtalis is the source of this 15008-nucleotide messenger RNA. The record is from RefSeq and is a predicted model, not a curated record. NCBI's taxonomy places the organism in Eukaryota, Metazoa, Chordata, Lepidosauria, Squamata, Natricidae.